AUGGCGCGCAGUGCCUACGGUGUUUAUGGCGGGAAAUCAGGUUAUCCUGUAAUGGAGGUUGCUCAAGAGGUCAGUACGAACGAGGGUGAGAAUGCUACUGAAAAGAAAGCGCGGCCUUCAAAAGUGUUUAUGGAAAUUUGCAAUGAGCUUGAUGCAAAUAUUGAUUCUGAGUUGCUCGACCGGUCUUGGAAGCAGUAUGAUACUGUUGGACAGCAGUGUAUUUUAGAGGGUAAUGAGAAAGCUUGGAUAGCAUGUGCUAUCUACCUAUCGAUGUGGCAGAGUGCCCCUAUUGGCCAAGGGCUCAGUUAUAGAUAUUCAUUAAUUGAUUUGAUCCGUAUUUGUAGGAUAAGUGUAUUGGAAUUCUUCGAGAAGCUUAGUAAGUGGGUAGAAAUGGUUGGCAGCCCAAGACGGUUGCAAGAGCAAGUCAGUCGGAUUCAAUCAUGUCUCGCCGUCUCGGCAGUAGUUUAUAAAAAAUUUCUUCCAAUUUUUCGAAAGCUUUUUGCUGCACCUGGCGCCCAAGAUGAAGAGAAAAAGAAAAAGUGCAAAAAAGUUUUCGAAUUAUUAUGGACUUUGUUUAUUGCCUUAAAAAAACAUUUCACAAAUGAUGAUCUGAUGAGCAGUUUUCACUUGUUGCUAUGUUGCGUUGAUUUCACUUUUCAAGAUAUUCGGCACGCCAAUCAGAAGGAACUUCUGAAUACGAAUUUUGUUAAUACUUUGAAUGGGGAUCCUGACUCUAUAUUGGAGACUUUGUGCAGAACUUUCGAAGGUGUUGUCCUUGAUGCAAAACAUUUUUGCACUCACUGGUGGUUACCACGCAUUAAAAAGAUGGUGGCAGAUAAACAUCUAGUGCUUACUCCUGAGCUCCGUGACUUCUUUGUAAAUGCGGAUACCAAUCUUGCUAAAUUGAACAAAUUUUACGAAGAAAUUUUAAUGAAGAAGGGAGAGAUGGAUGAAAGGAUGUUUAUACCAAAGGAUGUUUCAACGGUAUUUGACGAGAGUUUUGACGAAAGUGCUGUCCAUCAGUUACGAAGGUCAGAGUUAGACGCCAACUGGGAAGUAGAUGCGGAGCUGCUGUUGAGGAUGAGUACUCAAAGUUGCUUGGAGAAACUACACGAACAAAGAGCUCAACAGACUCCCCUUUCUGGAAAAAGUUAUAUCAUAUCAGGAGAGCAGUAUUGUCCCGUUACUCCCAUUUCUGCCGCCAUGUAUAACGCGUCGAAGAUGGAAGCGCUUUUGCGAGAUGGUUGGCAAAUGUCUAAUAGUGAACUAGAAAGAAUAAUGUCUGAGUGCAGAGAAGACCGGAGCAGCUUUAUUACUGGCUAUGUUCGUACGCUAGGGGAAAACUUGGAAAAAGCUGUCGAAGUUGAGAAAGCAGAAAAGGGUCCAUCUUUUGACGAGAGUUUUUCGGAUAUGAUAUCGGUAAGAAGGAGCAACACAGACACAUUAUUUUAUCGCCUUUUGGAGAAAAUAGCCGUGGCUGAGCGUCAACGUCUUUCGCAAAAUGAAUAUAUGGAUUUAGGGUCUGUCCUCAGCAAGGAAGAACUUCUUAAGUCGGUUUACGCUUGUGCCCUACAACUAGUUCUCUUUACUUACCAAAGUGAAAGGGAAUUUCCAUGGUGUUUAGACAUGUUGCGUAUUGCACCAGUAAAUUUUUAUAAAGUUAUUGAAUUGGUCAUACGUGCGGAACCAGAGCUUUCUCGAGAAAUGGUCAAAUGUUUAAAUAGGGUGGAAGAACGUGUACUUGAAGAGCUUGCUUGGAGCCUUGGGUCACCAUUAUGGCAAACGUUAGCUAGAAGAGCCGAUGGCGUGCCAUCCAGUCUUUCAGUUUCGCUGAACGCUGUUGAAGCGUACAGUGCUCGAACGCAGUCUAUGUACGGACUUUCCCAACGUUACACAUCUUCACCGGUGAAAUUACAAACCGGUGUAGCUAAACGGCGUUUGGAAUUCGAUGACGAGGAUGGUCCACCUUUAACUAAAAGAGUGGCUAUUGAUUCAGAAAAUAUGGCUUCAACUUCCGCAACGACCCUUUUUUUCCGAAAAGUCUACUACCUUGCUGCUGUACGCUUGCAAGAUCUUUGUGAAAGAGUAAGGCUAGAUGAGCGGGGAAGGCAGCGAGUGUGGACUCUGUUUGAACACGUUUUAAGGACCGAAACUUCCUUGAUGGCUGGAAGACACUUAGACCAAAAUCUGAUGUGCUGUCUUUAUGUUGUUGCUAAAAUUGGAAAACAAGAAGUCUCGUUUCAUGACAUAAUGUAUCACUAUAGACGUCAACCUCAGGCAUGCUCGAGAGUUUAUAGACGUGUUUUGCUGGAGAGGAAUGCGUCACCAAGCACUGUUUCUGACGACAAUGCAUCGCGAGAUUCUGUUGGUUCUAAUUCGGGUGGCCGGUUUCGAUCUGGCUCUGCCCUACCUGUACCUGGUACCGGCAGUGCUCCACCAACUCCAGAACCUCAAAAUUUGGAUUAUAGUGACAUCAUUCGUUACUACAAUCGUGUUUUUGUAUCAAGAGUGGAAUAUUUCCUCAAGAGGUUACAACCAGGAUUAGUGGACUUGAACGAGAAUGGUGUCAAUCUUCUUUCUAUGCCGACUCUUCGCUGUCACACUCUUUCUCCUAGAAGAAGUGUUACUGACCAUGUGUGUGUACAUCCGAUGUCUACAGCUACGUUUCCGGCUUCUCCAUCGCGCCCACUAAGAUACUGUUUUAAUCGGUCACCAGGAAAGGUCGUAUUAAAAACUUAUAACUUAAGUUUAUUGUAG
Messenger RNA from Enterobius vermicularis (human pinworm), 2757 nucleotides. The record is from the annotation of a GenBank genome assembly. Lineage: Eukaryota; Metazoa; Nematoda; Chromadorea; Rhabditida; Oxyuridae.